UGUUGAUGCCUCCUGAAGAUACUCUGUUCUCCCUCCUGAAGAGCAGUGGGCAAGACCAACCCCAUGGAACGAAGGAACCAGAGUGGGAGAGUUAGUGAGUUUGUGUUGCUGGGCUUUCCAGCUCCUGUACCAUUGCGGGCACUAUUGUUUGCCCUUUCUCUGCUGGCCUAUGUGUUGGUGCUGACUGAGAACACACUCAUCAUUAUGGCAAUUAGGAACCACCCCACCCUCCACAAACCCAUGUACUUCUUUCUGGCUAAUAUGUCCUUCCUGGAGAUCUGGUAUGUUACUGUCACUAUUCCCAAGAUGCUAGCUGGGUUUGUUGGAUCCAAACAAGGCCAUGGACAGCUAAUCUCCUUUGAGGGUUGCAUGACACAGCUCUACUUUUUCCUGGGUCUGGGCUGCACUGAGUGUGUUCUUCUUGCAGUUAUGGCCUAUGACCGCUACGUGGCCAUCUGCCACCCUCUGCACUACCCUGUCAUUGUCAGUGGCUGGCUGUGUAUGCAGCUGGCAGCUGGCUCCUGGGCUGGAGGUUUUGGCAUCUCCAUGGUCAAAGUUUUCCUCAUUUCUCGCCUCUCUUACUGUGGCCCCAACAUCAUCAACCACUUUUUUUGUGAUGUCUCCCCAUUACUCAACCUUUCAUGCACUGACAUGUCCACAGCAGAGCUAACAGACUUUGUCCUGGCCAUUUUUAUCCUGCUGGGACCGCUCUCUGUCACUGGGGCCUCCUACAUGGCCAUCACUGGUGCUGUGAUGCGCAUUCCCUCAGCUGCUGGGCGCCAUAAAGCCUUUUCCACCUGUGCCUCUCACCUGACUGUUGUGGUCAUCUUCUAUGCAGCUAGUAUCUUCAUCUACGCCCGGCCAAAGGCCCUCUCAGCUUUUGACACCAACAAGCUGGUCUCUGUACUCUAUGCUGUCAUUGUACCAUUGCUCAACCCCAUAAUUUACUGCUUGCGCAAUCAAGAGGUCAAGAGAGCCCUACGCCAUACUCUGCACUUGUACCGGGGCCAGGAUUCUAAGCUUGGGAAAGCUAACAGAGAUGGGUAGAAGGGAAGUGUUAGGGCUUAGAAAAUGUUCUUAAACUUGGGAUCUGUGUCUUCUAUGAAGUCCAGAGGAGCUUGUAGGUCCUACAUUAGGGA
Molecule: messenger RNA, 1139 nt
Organism: Molossus molossus (Pallas's mastiff bat)
Lineage: Eukaryota; Metazoa; Chordata; Mammalia; Chiroptera; Molossidae
Product: olfactory receptor 226
Exons: 1
Coding region: 64-1047 (327 amino acids)
Biological process (GO): G protein-coupled receptor signaling pathway
Cellular component (GO): membrane
Molecular function (GO): olfactory receptor activity; G protein-coupled receptor activity
Source: RefSeq, a predicted model, not a curated record